CUCCUCUCAUUCGUCCUAGAGUCACCGCGUCCUCGCGCUUUUCAUCGCGAACAGAUAUCCUUGUGGAGGCGCCGUAAUAGCGAUGGACAAAGUGGUCGGAAUCCUCGGCGGUGGUCAAUUGGGUCGCAUGCUGGCUGCCUCAGCUGCAUUGCUCAACAUCGAUGUAGUUGUGCUCGAUGUGGGAGAGCACACCCCUUCGAAGCAGGUUAUUGCCCCGCGCGCUCCUCACCUCACGCACAUCGACGGCUCUUUCACGGACCCGGCAAAGAUUCGCGAGAUUGCGGCCAAGGUCGACGUGCUCACAGUGGAGAUCGAGCAUGUCGAUGUCAAAGUCCUGGAAGAGAUCGAGAGCAAGGUCCCCCUCGGCGUGCACCCUAGUCCGUUCACCAUCAAAACCAUCCAGGACAAGUUCGUUCAGAAGCAGCAUCUACAUUCGUCUGGUUGCCCUAUUUCGGACUUCAUCCCAGUGGAAUCCACCGUCGAGGCCAUCCAUGCCGCAGCAGAACGCCUGGGGCUUCCGCUGAUGCUCAAGAGCCGGACGCUGGCAUACGAUGGCAGAGGCAACUUCGUCAUCCGCAAGCUCUCCCAGGCCCAGGAAGCCAUCACCGCCCUCGGAAACAGACCCCUAUAUGCUGAGAAGUGGGUGCCCUUUGUGAAGGAGAUCGCCGUCAUGGUAGUGCGCUCGAGGUCCGGAGAGGUCCUCUCGUACCCUGCGGUCGAGACCAUACACAAGGAAAACAUCUGCCACCUAGUGUUUGCCCCGCUGCGCAGCCGCGACCCCUCCAUCUCUGAGCGAGCGCGUACCGUUGCAGAAAACGCCGUCAAGAAGCUGGAGGGUGCAGGUGUCUUCGGCGUGGAGAUGUUCCUUAUGGCGAACGGAUCCGUGUACUUGAACGAGAUCGCGCCAAGGCCGCACAACUCCGGGCACUAUACCAUCGAGGCAUGCGAAACCUCCCAAUACGAGAACCACCUCCGCGCCAUCCUCGACCUCCCACUCGGCUCCCCCGCACUCAAGGUGCCCUCCGCAUGCAUGCUCAACAUCCUCGGCGCCUCCACCUCCAUGGACGAGAUCCGGUCCUUCGCACAGCUCUCCCUCACAGUCCCCGGCGCGCGCGUGCACCUCUACGGCAAGUCCGAGUGCCGCAAAGGCCGCAAGAUGGGGCACAUCACCAUCGUCGCGGACUCCGACGCGCAGCUCAGCGCGCGCCUGCGCCCCCUGCUCGAGCACAUCCCCGGGGGUCACGACCCCAAGGAGCUCGACCUGUACGCGCCGCUAUUCCCUGGACGCGGGUUCUCGCACCAGCAGCCCGUCGUUGGGGUGAUCAUGGGCUCGGACUCGGACCUGCCCACCAUGCUCCCCGCUGCGGACAUCCUCAACCAUUUCAACAUCCCGUACGAGCUGACGAUCGUGUCCGCGCACCGGACGCCCGAUAGACUCGUGGAAUAUGCGCGGUCUGCUGCGUCGAGGGGCCUCAGGGUGGUCAUCGCCGGUGCUGGCGGUGCCGCUCAUCUCCCAGGGAUGGUGGCUGCUAUGACUGCGCUCCCUGUUAUUGGUGUCCCGGUAAAGGGCAGCUCGCUCGACGGUGUCGACUCGCUCCACAGUAUCGUACAAAUGCCUCGCGGCAUUCCGGUCGCUACUGUGGCGAUCAACAACGGUACAAACGCAGGCCUGUUAGCGGUCCGCAUACUGGCCGCGGGCCAGCCAAACCUCGUCACCGCUAUGGAUGACUACUUGAAGGCCCUAGAGAAGGAGGUACUCGGGAAGGUAGAUAAAAUCUCUGAGAUCGGUUGGGAUGCGUACGAGGCCGCAAAGAAGGCACGUAGCGGUUAGAAUAGAGAGGAACAUGAACACGG
Trametes versicolor FP-101664 SS1 is the source of this 1854-nucleotide messenger RNA. RefSeq names its product Phosphoribosylaminoimidazole carboxylase. Lineage: Eukaryota; Fungi; Basidiomycota; Agaricomycetes; Polyporales; Polyporaceae. The coding region runs from base 83 to 1831 and encodes 582 amino acids. Gene Ontology annotation, biological process: 'de novo' IMP biosynthetic process. The record is from RefSeq and is a predicted model, not a curated record. The transcript has 4 exons. Gene Ontology annotation, molecular function: metal ion binding; ATP binding; phosphoribosylaminoimidazole carboxylase activity.